AAGCCAUUCCAGCUUUCUAGCUCCGCACACGCCUCUUUCCCCUCUCCUCUGCGGUCGGCGCCUGCCAUGCCGUCGCCCUCGCUCCGCCUCGCCGUCGUCGGCGCGGGUGCGGCCGGCCUGGCGGCGGCGCGUGAGCUCCGCCGCGAGGGCCACGUCCCCGUGGUCUUCGAGCGCGCCGCCGCCGUGGGGGGCACCUGGCUCUACGCCGCCCCGGCGCCCGCAGCCGCCACCGACCCGCUCGGCGCCGCCGCAACCCACUCCAGCCUCUACGCCUCGCUCCGCACCAACCUCCCCCGCGAGGUCAUGGGCUUCCUCGACUUCCCGUUCACCGCGCCCAGCUCCGUCGUCGACGCGCGCAGGUUUCCCGGCCACCAGGAGGUGCUCCGGUACCUUGAGGACUUUGCGCGGCGGUUCGAUCUGUACGGGCUCGUCAGGUUCGAGACGGAGGUGGUUGGAGUCCGGAGGGAGGCCGGCGGGAGGUGGGCGGUGACUUCGAGGAAGCUCGGGGAGAAGGGCGAGCAAGACGAGGAGGUGUAUGAUGCCGUCGUGGUUUGCAACGGGCACUACACAGAGCCUCGCAUCGCCUCCAUACCCGGGGCAGAUACCUGGCCCGGAAAGCAGAUGCAUAGCCACAAUUACCGUGUUCCCGAGCCAUUCCUUGAUCAAGUAGUGAUCGUAAUCGGAGCCUCGGCAAGUGCAGUUGACAUUUCGAGAGACAUUGCAAGCGUUGCAAAGGAGGUUCAUAUUGCUGACAGAUCAGCACCCGCUUCCACCUGCGAACAGCAACCUGGAUAUGAUAAUAUGUGGCUCCAUUCCAUGAUUGACCGAGCACAGGAAGAUGGCAGUGUGGUGUUCCAGGAUGGCCACUCAAUCAAAGCGGAUGUCAUUAUGCACUGCACUGGCUACCUGUAUGACUUCCCAUUCCUUGGCGAUGAUAGCACCAUUUCUGUGGACGACAACUGCGUUGAUCCAUUAUACAAGCAUGUUUUCCCUAUAGAAGUGGCUCCUGACCUAUCUUUCAUCGGAUUGCCGUGGAAGGUCAAUUUGCUUGCAACUUAUGCUCUUCUGUGCAGAUGCACUUACAACUGCCUUUCCAAUGCUCUAGGAUCUAUAACUCGCGGCCUCUGUUUAAUUCAGGUUAUCCCUUUUCCACUGUUUGAACUCCAAAGCAAAUGGGUUGCUGGUGUUCUGUCUGGACGAAUCAAGCUUCCAUCCAAAGAUGAAAUGAUGGAAGAUGUCAAAAACAUCUACUUGAGACGGGAAACUCGUGGAUGGCCUAAGAGAUACACCCACAAUUUUAGUGGUGGCUAUCAGUUUGACUAUGAUGAUUGGCUCGCGGAGCAAUGCGGCCAUCCACCAAUUGAAGAAUGGAGGAAGCUGAUGUAUGCUGCUAAUUCCAAGAACAAGGCAGCUCGUCCGGAGACGUACCGUGAUGAGUGGGACGAUGAUCAUUUGGUGGCACAGGCAAAUGAGGAUUUCAAGAAAUACCUAUAAUCUAUGUUGUGGAUCCUGAUUCUCAUCCCUAUUUGGAGAUAUUUUACAGGUCAAAUAUGUUCAGUGCAUACGAGGUCCCAAAACUAGAAUGUGAUUUCUGAUCCCCAUUGCUUUGACUUGUGAAUCAGUUCAUAAUUUGAAGAUUCCUGAAUGCCAUCUCAAAUAAUGCUCAGUGCAUAA
This is a messenger RNA of Lolium rigidum, 1674 nucleotides long. RefSeq names its product flavin-containing monooxygenase FMO GS-OX-like 4. Lineage: Eukaryota; Viridiplantae; Streptophyta; Magnoliopsida; Poales; Poaceae. Bases 67 to 1494 code for a protein of 475 amino acids. Gene Ontology annotation, molecular function: N,N-dimethylaniline monooxygenase activity; flavin adenine dinucleotide binding; NADP binding. The transcript has 6 exons. The record is from RefSeq and is a predicted model, not a curated record.